Acytostelium subglobosum LB1 is the source of this 2235-nucleotide messenger RNA. RefSeq lists its product as hypothetical. Lineage: Eukaryota; Evosea; Eumycetozoa; Acytosteliales; Acytosteliaceae. The transcript is spliced from 4 exons. The coding region runs from base 1 to 2235 and encodes 744 amino acids. The record is from RefSeq and is a predicted model, not a curated record.
AUGAUCAAAGAUGAGCAAGAACAACUAAAACGACAAGAACAACUCAAGUUACAACAACAACAACAGCAACAACAACAGCAGCAACAACAGCAACAACAGCAACAGCAGCAGUUCGCGGCGGCGGACUCUAAGCAGAUGCCAGAGCAACAGCAACAGCAACAACAACAACAACAAUAUAUAUUUGGACAAGAUAAUAGACCCAUCGUUAAUAAUGAGUCUGAUUAUAGUAGUGGUAGCGGCGGAGGAUCGUAUUACACAACUCCUGUAAAUACGCCCAACAAACGUCUGGCGUCAAGUCUGCCAACGACUCCAUUGCGUCAACAUCGUUCACCACAACAACAACAACUUAUAGAUAGGUCACCGCCGUUUCCAUUCGGUCAUCACAACAAUAAUAAUAUAUAUACUCAAUCAAUAGCAUCAUGUCCACACUCACCAUCAUCCGCCGCAUCAACAUCUGACGACUCAAACAACAACCUUAUCAACAACUUAAACAACUUAAACAAUGUAGCCACUUGCAAAAGAGUGUACUCGAUCGAUCCCAACCCAACAUACAUCAACAACAACAACAACAACGACAAUAGCGCCAUACCCGUAGCCUUCCCAAGUGGCAUCAGCGGCAUAAACACCAGCAACACUAACCUGAAACGAUACGUCAAUGCAUACGCCAAGCUCAUCCAACUCACCUACAACCAGCCAAGCAGGGAGCACAUGAUCACAAAGAAGAACUUCUCAAUCGGAGGCAAGAAGAGCGAUGACUUGGAGAUCAAUGAUACAUUUCGCAAGAGUUAUGCGGUCAUUUCGUUUCACAGUCCAGGAGUGAUGUCUAUUAGACCCGUCGACUUUGGGUCAACAGCCGUCAACAAUCAUAUCGUAUUCGAGCAGACCCUUCUUACCACUGGCGAUCAGAUCAAGAUCAGGGAGUGCACAUUCGUCUUUCAAUUGCUUAGCCAAUCAUCAGUAAGCGAUAUUAGUACGGAGAAGAUUAUAGAGUAUAGGAAGCCAUCAUCGUCGAGUUCCAAAAGGUCUGGCAGUCGUUCAAAACAUUCGUCAAGACGACACUCACACAACAACAGCAGUGAUACAAGUAGUUGUAGCAGUAGUGGACAUUCAGAUUACUGCAGAGAUGAUGGCAUUGGUAGUAGUGUGCCGACAACUGGCGAAACGACAACGACAACUACAACAACGACAUCAGCAUCCGCAAUCAACUCUAAUUCGACACCGACAUCAACAUCGACUACACCAGCCACUCAAUCACCAAUACCAUCACCAUCAAUAGCAAUGACAACCUCUGCCAAGACAACAACAACACCAUCGUUGGCACAGAUGCUGCAAGAUCCAACUCCACAGCCAACAACGCCAUCAGUACAUACUUCACAACCACCUUCACCUUCACCAUCUCCAUCUCCUUCAAUCAAUCAACAUCGACAACAACAACAACAACAACAACAUGACGAACAAUCAACAACGACAAAGACAACAACACAGACACAGAGUAGCGAAACAAUUGAUCAUGUGAUGGCAUCAUCUGAUGAUGCACCAGAAACCGACAACACUGAAUCACAGACCGAUGGAUCAUCACGCUUGUUGGACGGUCUGAGUUUCUACCUGGUACAACCAUUGGACAAAGAUCUGAGAACGAUCAUCUUGAACAAUGGCGGAUCAAUCAUAGACUCCAUGGAGGAAGACAAUGAUACAUACUACAUUGUCUCAGAUGGUCUGGUAUUCUCCUCCUCAAUCCCCACAUGUUACCAGAGGAAGAGACGCACAGCUUUGAGAUCAUCAUGGGUCACAGAGUCCAUUCACAAAAAGGAACUACUGCCAACCGAUAACUAUAUAUUCAAAGUGGUCAGACUCAAACUCUCAAGCAUUAAGAUAUCAGUAAUACCUUUGAUGGAGAUGGAGACCAGCAAUAACAACAACAGCCAACAAAAACAACAUAGAUCACUAGCGGAGUAUUAUCAUCGCGAGCUUCAUUUCCAUGGUGCCAACACGAUUGAUUUUGGAUCGCGACACAUCGAGAAACCUACCUACUACUUAUCAAUCGAUGGCAACACGUCUGAACAGUAUAUGGACCUACUUCGACAAUAUGGAAUCACCAAUGAGAAUGUUCUGACCCUUCAAUGGUUUAGAGCAUGUCUGGAGCAACAGAAGAAUAUCAAUCCUCUCUCCGACCCAACCUAUUAUUUAUUCAAGAAGGAGGGUGGCAGAAGAGGUGGCUUCAUUAAACCAAAGUGA